Molecule: messenger RNA, 336 nt
Organism: Cryptomeria japonica (Japanese cedar)
Lineage: Eukaryota; Viridiplantae; Streptophyta; Pinopsida; Cupressales; Cupressaceae
Product: clavaminate synthase-like protein At3g21360
Exons: 1
Coding region: 1-336 (111 amino acids)
Molecular function (GO): oxidoreductase activity
Source: RefSeq, a predicted model, not a curated record
AUGAAAUCUGGGAUAAAAGUGUCAAGGGUGAGUUGGGAUGGGAACAAGAUGAUCCUUAUGUUAAAGCCCAUUGUCUCUAUCAGAACAAUAGAUGGGGAUAAGAAAACUUGGUUCAAUUCCUUAACAUUGAGUGGUUCAGGGCUGCCCCCUUUAUUAGGAGAUCGAUCUGUGGUUCCUACAGAGGUGAUUGAAUCAUGCCUUCAAAUUGCUGAAGAGGAAGCUGUUGAUCUGAAAUGGGAGGCUGGAGAUGUGGUUGUGUUGGACAACAGAUUUGUAAUGCAUGCUAGAAGGCCAUCUGUACCGCCUAGAAGAAUACUUGCUGCCUUCUGCAAGUAA